Aspergillus nidulans FGSC A4 is the source of this 901-nucleotide messenger RNA. RefSeq lists its product as uncharacterized. The record is from RefSeq and is a predicted model, not a curated record. The coding region runs from base 299 to 649 and encodes 116 amino acids. NCBI's taxonomy places the organism in Eukaryota, Fungi, Ascomycota, Eurotiomycetes, Eurotiales, Aspergillaceae. The transcript has 3 exons.
UGAAACUCAUAACAUUCUGACAAGGUAAAAAGCCCUUGGAUCAACAAUUAGUGUGGUGAGUAACCGAUCACAUCGAUCAUCGCCGACGUCACCCGCUCAGCCCUACUGCACGAUCGGGCGUCUCGUCUCCAUCUUUGCACCUCACGAACCCCUCUCACCUACUCGACCAUCCAACCAACUACUGAGACUCAUUUUUCAUUCGUUCAGACAUUAUCAGGCACACUAACUUUUCCAACGUGCGUGACAGAAUCAAAGCAAGAAUCAGCACCACCUCCUUCCCAUUCAUAAUCCAAUCGCCAUGGCAAACCGCCUGAUCCCGCUGGUCGUCCUCCUCAUCGUGGUCGUCGUGCUCGCAGUGAUUGGCUUCGUCGCAUAUAGCAUCAUUCAAGAAGUCUCAGACAAGACAAGGAGCAAGAUGGAGAAGCGGAACGUCAUGUUUACAAAAGACGGGAUGAAGGUUGGUGUUCGUGAGGUUGGGGAAGAGGAGUAUGUGGAUCGGAGUCAGAGUAUCCUCGUCAACAUUUGGAACCAUACUUCAUUCCCGGCGUACAAGAGCAGACUCUGGAAUAUGACGGGCUCUACUGGGUCUGCGAGCGGGACUGGGAAUGGCGAGUUCAGGGCUGAGCAUAGGAAGGGACGUUCCAAUUGACUAUCGAAACGUCUCCUGAGACAAAGGUGGUCUAAGACAUCGAUCUCGGUUGAAGGACUCCUGGGAGAGUCUUAAUAGGGUUAUAUAAGAAUCAGUGAUCCUAUACAUGGCUGCAGCACAGAGCUACUCUCACUCUUCUAGCAGUAACGAUUGACGAAUGAUGAAUCAGGUGAAGUCAUUCUUUGCUACCAGCUCCCAACUUUAUGUAUCGAGUAAGAGGGAUAGCUACAUACUACUCAUUUAUCAGAAAGC